AUGUCCCAGCGGUCUCCAUUAUAUGCCAGAGCCAUGAGGAAGUACACUUUAAUGCCAGUGAAUGAAUGGACUUUCCAGCAACAGCAAGGGCAAGCAGCCAUCCUGAUUGGAGUAAAAAAGAAGAUCCACACGUCACUCACCUUCCGGCGGCCCAGGACCCUUCAGCUCCAGAGGCAGCCCAAAUACUCACAAAAGAGGGCACCCAGGAGAAACAAGCUUGACCACUAUGCCAUUAUUAAAUUCUGCCUGACCACUGAGUCAGCCAUGAAGAAGACAGAAGACAACACACUUGAGUUCAUUGUGGAUGUCAAGGCCAACAAACACCAGAUCAAACAGGCUGUGAAGAAGCUCUGUGACAUUGAUGUGGACAAAGUCAUAAGGCCUGACAGAGAAAAGAAGGCAUAUGUUCGGUUGGCUCCUGUUUAUGAUGCUCUAGAUGUUGCCAGCAAAAUUGGGAUCAUCUAA
Molecule: messenger RNA, 465 nt
Organism: Cricetulus griseus (Chinese hamster)
Lineage: Eukaryota; Metazoa; Chordata; Mammalia; Rodentia; Cricetidae
Source: RefSeq, a predicted model, not a curated record